Molecule: messenger RNA, 471 nt
Organism: Acanthosepion pharaonis
Lineage: Eukaryota; Metazoa; Mollusca; Cephalopoda; Sepiida; Sepiidae
Source: the annotation of a GenBank genome assembly
AUGAAAUUCCUUUCCAUCCUGCAGUUAACAAUCGGCAUACCUCAGUCUAUACCUUUCUUUACAUCUAUCUAUCUAUAUAUCUAUCUAUCUAUCUCCCUAUUUAUUUAUCUAAAUCUGAUCAUUAUUUUUACGUUAUCUGUGUUUUAUGCCGACCUGUUUAUCUAUCUAUCUAUCUAUCUAUCUAUCUAUCUAUCUAUCUAUCUAUCUAUCUGUGAUCAUUAUUUUUUACGUUAUCUAUGUUUUAUACCUAAGUUUUUAUCUAUCUAUCUAUCUAUCUAUCUAUCUAUUUAUUUAUCUAAAUCUGAUCAUUAUUUUACGUUAUCUGUGUUUUAUGUCGAACUUUUUUUUAUCUAUCUAUCUAUCUAUCUAUCUAUCUAUCUAUCUAUCUAUCUAUCUAAAUCUGCUCAUUAUCUUUCUAGAUGUUUACGUUAUCUGUACUUUAUACCGAUAUUUUUUUAUCUAGCUAGCUAG